Messenger RNA from Antrostomus carolinensis (chuck-will's-widow), 451 nucleotides. Its product is annotated as ATP synthase F(0) complex subunit C1, mitochondrial. The transcript is spliced from 3 exons. Gene Ontology annotation, molecular function: proton transmembrane transporter activity. Gene Ontology annotation, biological process: proton motive force-driven ATP synthesis; proton transmembrane transport. Lineage: Eukaryota; Metazoa; Chordata; Aves; Caprimulgiformes; Caprimulgidae. The annotation marks the transcript as partial. The record is from RefSeq and is a predicted model, not a curated record.
UUCCGAUGCUGUUCCAGGGCUCUGGCCAGACCAGGUUCAGACUCUACAGCUAGCUGGCAUUUCCCACCCACAGCUGACCCACCGUGAGUUCCAAACCAGUGCUGUUUCCAGGGACAUUGACACUGCUGCUAAGUUCAUCGGUGCCGGUGCUGCCACGGUCGGGGUGGCUGGUUCAGGAGCAGGGAUUGGGACAGUGUUUGGCAGCUUGAUCAUUGGUUAUGCCAGGAAUCCAUCUCUCAAGCAGCAGCUCUUCUCUUAUGCCAUCCUGGGCUUUGCCCUGUCCGAGGCCAUGGGGCUCUUCUGUUUGAUGGUGGCAUUCCUUAUCCUCUUUGCUAUGUGACAACUUGUGGUCCUGGCUGCGGUUUCCAUCACACUGUCCUCUGCGGUUCGAGUCUGCGUCCAUCAGAACGUUCCAGACUGACCAUUAAAGAAAAGAUUUCUCUAAAUAAAC